GUGCGGCGCCUCAAGUUCUUGACCAUCACGUCCUACGACGGAACCAAGCUCAAUGCCGAUGCGAGUCUGCCUUUGCCCAAGACUCCCAGCGAUCGGUUCCCCGUCGUGAUCAUGGCGAACUCUUGGAGUGUCCCGCAGUUCGAGUACGUGAUUCAGGCCCAGGAGUUGGCGCAGGCCGGCUACAUCAUCCUGGAGUAUGAGACGCGCGGCUGGUACUUCUCUGGGGGCGAGAUCGACUGCGCCGGCGAGAAGGACCAGCGUGACAUCUCAGAGGUGAUUUCCUACGUGCUGAGCCAGAGCGACUGGCAGGCAGAUCCGGGGCGAAUCGCGCUGGCUGGGAUCUCCUAUGGCGCCGGCCUCGCGUUGCUCGGUGCCGGCCGCGACCCUCGCGUCAAGGUGGCGGUGGCUAUGUCGGGUUGGUCGGACCUGCAGCAGGCCUUGUUCAAACACAACUCUCCGAACCUUGUCUGGGGCGAAGUGCUGGUGGUCAUGGCCCAUGUAGUCGGGAAGCCGGAGCCCCUCUUGGACGAGGUCUGGCGUCAGGUCCUCGCCGGCAACGUCACUGCCGCCCAGAGCUUUGCCACACUCCGCUCCGUCUUGCCCUACUUGCCGGCCCUCGAGAACCGCAGCGUGCCGCUCUUCAUUUCCAACAACUUCGAGGAUCGUUUGUUUUAUCCCGAGGACGCCGUUGCCUUAUACGAGCAGUACAAAGGUCCAAAGCGACUCCUCUUGAAUCAAGGCGUCCAUGCCAGUGCAGAAAUCGGAGGGCUGUUUGGGCUGCCGAAUAACCAUGUCUGGCUGGAGGUGAAGAAGUGGCUGGCGACCUACCUGAAGGGCGAGCCGGGGCCAAGUCCGCCAGCAGUGGAGAUGCAACUUCGGUCCAACCGUGCCGUGCGCGAGCAGUUCGAUGUGUGGCCCAGUAGCCGGCUGCAGCGCGAGACGCUGGUGCCCUCGCCGCGAGGCCGGGGCUUCUUCGGCAGCCUGGUGCCCAAGGGCCAGGAGGCUCCCAGCACGGCCUUCGAGAGCAUCAGCUUCGGCAAGAUGACCGGGAUCAACGGAGGACUCCCGGUGAUCGGCGAACUGAUGCAGGUCUUCGUUGACCACCGAAUCACGUCCAACCUUCUCCUGAGCUCCAGGAAGCACGCCAUCUGGUUCUACAAGCAGGUCGACACGGAGCGCCUGUGCGGCACUCCGUUGCUGAAUUUGGACAUGACGCCAAGUCACGCCAAGUGGCAGGUAGUGGCCUACCUCAUGGGUGUGAGCCGCAUCACCAAAGUCGGUACUCUGAUCUCGCACGGGUCGCUUACCUGCUGGAACUGCACCGCCGGGCAGCGAGGGACCUACCAGAUCACCCUGCGGACGCUCUGCGAAGAUCUCGGGGGCCUCGGUAUGGGUGGCAUCGGCCUGGCUCUGAACAUGUACUCCGCGCUUUAUGAGCCGGCCAACUCCGAGGAAGCCCUGACGAUUGACUUCCACUACUCAGAGAACUUCUCUUUGGAGAUUCCGGUUGCAGAGAGCAAGUCUCCGUCGAUUCUGGUGUGA
Symbiodinium sp. CCMP2456 is the source of this 1542-nucleotide messenger RNA. Lineage: Eukaryota; Dinophyceae; Suessiales; Symbiodiniaceae. The record is from the annotation of a GenBank genome assembly.